Carassius auratus (goldfish) is the source of this 4364-nucleotide messenger RNA. Its product is annotated as calcium/calmodulin-dependent protein kinase type II subunit beta-like. The transcript has 22 exons. NCBI's taxonomy places the organism in Eukaryota, Metazoa, Chordata, Actinopteri, Cypriniformes, Cyprinidae. The coding region runs from base 186 to 1880 and encodes 564 amino acids. Gene Ontology annotation, biological process: protein phosphorylation. The record is from RefSeq and is a predicted model, not a curated record. Gene Ontology annotation, molecular function: ATP binding; calcium/calmodulin-dependent protein kinase activity; calmodulin binding.
GGUGACUGGAGGUGAACUGUUUGAAGACAUUGUAGCCAGAGAGUACUACAGCGAAGCAGAUGCCAGUCACUGUAUCCAUCAGAUUCUAGACAGUGUCCAUCAUAUUCACCAACAUGACAUAGUGCACAGGGACCUGAAGUCACUGCAUCCAGCAGAUCCUGGAGGCGGUGCUUCACUGCCAUCAAAUGGGCGUGGUGCACCGAGACCUGAAGCCAGAGAAUCUGCUCUUGGCCAGUAAGUGCAAGAACGCCGCUGUGAAACUGGCCGACUUUGGACUGGCUAUUGAGGUGCAGGGAGACCAGCAGGCAUGGUUUGGAUUUGCAGGGACACCAGGUUACCUGUCCCCCGAGGUGCUGAGGAAGGAAGCAUAUGGCAAACCCGUGGACAUCUGGGCUUGUGGUGUGAUUCUGUACAUUCUUCUGGUUGGAUAUCCACCUUUCUGGGAUGAGGAUCAGCAUAAACUUUACCAACAGAUCAAAGCAGGAGCUUAUGAUUUUCCAUCUCCAGAAUGGGACACGGUUACUCCUGAAGCUAAAAAUCUCAUCAAUCAAAUGCUAACCAUAAACCCUUCCAAGAGAAUCACAGCACAGGAAGCUCUCAAACACCCAUGGGUCUGCCAACGCUCUACUGUGGCCUCCAUGAUGCACAGACAAGAGACUGUGGAAUGCCUGAAGAAGUUCAACGCCAGAAGGAAACUCAAGGGGGCCAUCCUCACCACUAUGCUGGUGUCUCGGAACUUCUCUGUGGGUAGCAGGCAGACCACGGCUCCCGCCUCGGUCACUGCGGCUGCGGCUGCAGUAGCCGCGGCUGCAGGCACCACAGCAGGGCUGGUGGAACAAGCAGCCAAGAGCUUGUUGAACAAAAAAGCGGACGUUAAGAAGCGGAAGUCGAGCUCUACCAUUCAGUACAUGCCCCAGACAAACAGCACCAAAAACAGCAUAGUCACCAGUCCCAAAGGAAACCUCCCCUCUCCUGCACUGGAGGCACAGACCACUGUCAUCCAUAAUGUAGUGGAUGGGAUUAAGGAGUCAUCGGACAGCAGUAAUGCCACGGUGGAGGACGAGGAAAUGAAAGGAAAGCUUGUAGAUAACAGUUCAGUUCAGUCAAACCCCAGCACCCAGCCUGACUCCGCCCACACACCUCCAGGCCCCUCCCCCGCUCUCUUCACUGCCACUAAGUUCACUGAUCUAUUGGGUGUGGUACGUCGGGGCUCGGUGCCCACAUCUGAUGUUGAGGGUGGAAGCACGAUCACUCCAGCUGUUGUUUCUGCCCCCUCCACUCCUCAGACCCCCAGCAUUCCCAUACAGAUGUCACGUUUGACUGACCUAGUGAGCAGUGUGCGCAGACCUACAGCCCCUCAAACAGACAGUGAGCCGUCAGCAGCAAGCAGAGCCCUUACUGCCCCAGUAUCUGUCCCGUCACACCCCUCCCCUUCCCCUGCCCAACCGUCCUCCAGCCCCCUGCCGUCAGCACAUUCACGCAAACAGGAGAUCAUCAAAAUCACGGAGCAGCUUAUUGAGGCCAUCAACAAUGGCGACUUCGAAGCCUAUGCUAAAAUCUGCGACCCUGGACUCACCUGCUUUGAACCUGAGGCCUUGGGAAACCUGGUGGAGGGGAUGGACUUCCACAGAUUUUACUUUGAGAACUUGCUGUCUAAGAACAGUAAGCCCAUCCACACCACCAUCCUCAACCCUCACGUGCACCUGAUUGGAGAGGAGGCCGCCUGCAUCGCCUACAUCCGCCUCACGCAAUAUGUGGAUGGGCAGGGCCGGCCGCGCAGUAGCCAAUCAGAAGAGACGAGGGUGUGGCAUCGUCGCGACUCCAAAUGGCAGAAUGUGCAUUUCCACUGUUCGGGAGCUCCAGCCGCCCCUCUACAGUGAAGGUUGAGCACAUUGUAGCCACAUCUAUCAAGAGCGCCCAGCCACAAAUGGAGAGUGCAAGAGUGAAAGAGAGAGAGGGAGGGAGGGGGGAAGUUGGAGAGCGGGAGGAAGGAAAGAGAGCCCAGUGAUGGGUGGCUGUGAGUCUGCAGCGCCUGACCCUCCCACACUGGGCCCCGCCCCCUCACCUGUCAAUCACCUCACCUGCCAAUCACUUUUGUGCAUCGUCUUUUGUCUUACCUUCAACUUUACCCCCUCUCUCCCUCCCUCCCAGACACGUCCCUGUAUCUUUACACCCGUGCAGAGACUCUUUGUUGUGCACAUGUGCUGUGUGGAUUUGGACAGUCUUUGAUUAGUACGGAUAAUAAGGCCUCAGCAAGUCGUCUGUGAAAAGCCAUGCUUUCCGUCGCACCUUCCCAGUGUGAAUAAUGUUACACUGAUUCGCCGUCCUCACUUACAGUGUGUAGAUUUUCAAGAUAAUUGUUGUUAUUAUUAUUAUUAUGAUUAAUAUUGUUCUUACUGUUGUUAUUAGUAUUAAAUACAAAGGCAAUUGUACGUGUUACUUACACAAUUCACGUUCUGGAUGCCAAUGAUUUGUAAUUUAUGCCUUUUGUUUUUCUCGAAACAUUUUUCGGAGAGCAUGAAUUUUUCUGUAUAUCCAAAGCGGCCUCGGUGAUGUAGAGAAAUAGAGGCCGCCGUUCAUGUACAGGCUUCUCAAUGUGAUUCACAUCCAACCGACGCGUCUGUCCAUGUGUUUAAACGUUAGUGGACGUAUGUUGGUAUGUGUGACUGUUUUGGGGCAGAUUCUACCAGAGCCUGAGUAAGAACGACGAUGUGACAUUCGGGGUCUUCCAGCUUUAAUCGUUAGUUCACGCAUAAUUAGUGCAGAUUGGGAAAAACUCUGCAGAUUUUCUGUCAGUUGGCGCACUUUGUAUUGGAUGAACUCUUUGUUCUGGAAAGCCACAAUUGUUCUUUAUAUGUGACACCAGUUGCAACGUUAGUAUUAGAUAUUAGUGUUGCACUUUUUUUUUUUUCAUUUGUACCAAUGGUGUUUGGAAGUGCCCAUACAUUUGGACUGACUGAAUCAAACUAAAAUCCAUACCUGAUCUGAACAAACAGUAGGUUUACCAGAUGACCUCCUCAUUGAUGCGUUUUCUCAGAGUAUGGAAAGAUGUGGACAUCCAGUGAAAUUAGAGGAGUUUGAAAAAAAACAACAACUGUUGUAUCUCUACGCUAGUCAUAUUGGAGAUUUAAAAUCAUCAGAGGCCGUUAAAGAGCAGCUGAUUGGAAUAACUUAAGAAAUUCAUUUAAAAAUGAAGAUUUUAGUGAUUUUUUUUUUAACUGAAAGAUUGAAAUUGUUGCUCUUUUGCUUUUUUUGUUAUAUUUUCGCGCCUUAUGUUAUUGACUUAUCACUAUUACUCAUUCUAUUUUUGAGAGUUUAUAUAUAUUUUGUUUUUCGUCUUUGUGCGAGACUUUUAAGGAGAGUGAAAAAUUUGAUACCCUGGAUCCUUUUUAAAGUGUGUUUACCCUUUGGAUGGGCAAAGUGCAAGGUGUGUGAAAACUUUUGAAGAAUGAAGAGGUUUAAAAUCGGCAGCAAUAGUUUUAUAUUUCAGAAGAUGGUGAGAUGAUGUAGUUUUUAAGUAUACGUCACACCUCGUGCAACUCAAUGCUGAUUUCAGUCUACUUUUGAAGGGUUGAUAAUUGUGGUGAACUGAUGUGUCAGUGUGACAUCAUCGCCGGGUCAUGUGACUUAUUUUAUUGAUCUUAUAUAUUGAUUGUGUCCUCAGGUUGUAUUAAUUUAUUUGAUUGUAUUAUUGCAAGUUCUUACAUGCUUCUUAAGUUUGUGUGCAUUGCACACUUUGAUGUUUGAACACGCUAGCUUUGAGUUACGUCAUAUCGAUGAUGACUACUGAUCUUUUGUUGUUAUUAUUUUGAAAGAAAACGUCCAAAGCGCCACUCAUACAGAUAAAAAGAUGCAAUCUUUUAAAAUCCAAUCAAAAUAUUUCUCUGAAACAAAGCGACCCCGCGAUGCACGUGUUUGUGUGUGUGUGCUCCGGUGUUCUGCUUCUGUUACAGUUGUGUCUCAUUCUUAAAUGAUUUAUUUCAUUCAAAACUUCACCUGUGUUUAUAUAAGUCAUCAGAGUUCCAUGCCUGUCCGCUCCCUAAUAAAAUAAAAUAAAAAUAAAAGACAAAAUCUCAAAAAAAAAAAAACAGCAUGUAAAAAGUGUACUGUUCUCUGUGUUUAGCGACAAAAAUAAACAUGUUAACGAGUGAAAGUGCACCUCACUAUUAAAACAGGACACACAGCAUUGAAACUGCAGUUUACUUGCAUUUCAGCUGGAAUUUCUUUGCAUGACAGUCACUUGAACACUAGGUUUGGUGGUGUUUAUCUUUUUGAUUUCAUUUUUUUCUAUUGAAUGCUGGUUUACCUAAACCUUUCUAUUAUCUGUUUUACCAGCUUUGUUAAGUGCAUAUAUAUAAUAUUUU